CGCGAAGGUUUCACAUCCCUUCUCAAGUUUGGUCGUUUAAUUAUGAUAAACUGAAAAAGGGUUCUGUAACCCUACUCUCUUAGCCAUUGAUCCAUCUACCAUUGAGGAAGGAUAAGUUAGCAAAUUGUUUUAGAAUUAAGAUAAUUUCCUUCUGGUUUGUAAUUCGCAAUAAUUGUUGAAGGUUGUUCCUUGUCUUCCAUGAGAAAUUAGAAAAAUUUUACAAGCUUGUGUUUCAGUCUGGUACAAAUUGUACUGUAGUCUAUUCCCGAUUUAUGGGAGCUCAAACUUGGAUGGCAAUGACAUAAUUGAAUCAUCAGAUAGAGGAUUUACAUCUAUUUUACUAGUUUAAUUUGGGUCUGAAAGGCCACAACAGAAGAGGGUUCAGGUCCAUAAACUAGGAAGGUCUUGAACAAGAGGCCACCAUGGCAGCUUCUGCUUCAGCAUCAGCAUCUCUCAAAGAAUACCUGAAGAGGUACACAAAUGAUAAUGAAGACGAGAAGAAAAAGAAGAAGAAGAAGAAAAAGGUGAAAGCAAAAACGAAUGCAGUGGGUGUUCUUGUUGUGGAUGAAGAUCCGGUCUGGCAAAAACCAGUACAACUUGAUGAUGAGAAAAGUGAGGAUGAUUCUGCAGAUGAAGAAAAACCCCAAAUUGAUGAAGACAUUGAAGUCAAGCGCCUGAAGAGACUCGAGCAAAUUCGAUCUCAGCGUCCCUACCAUGCCAUUUCUGAGGAUGGAAGUGGCUGGGUAUCGAUUUCUGAUGCACCUAAACAAGCAAAACCCACUCAGCAAGAUUCUGAUAUUUCCCCUCCUCGCCAACGAAGGGCACGGUGUGAUACACCUUCACCUUCACCUGAAUUGAACGGCACAAGUUCUGGUCAUGAAGCUCCUGAUUUGUCACCACCACGACAGCGGCGGGUUCGGUAUGACACACCUUCGCCUGAACCUAAACUCAAGCACACAGGUUCUGGUAGUGAAGCUCCUGAUUUGUCACCACCACGGCGGCGACGAGCUCGGUAUGAUACCCCUUCCCCGGAACCUGAACGGAAGCGUACACGUUCCGGUAAUGAAGCUCCUGAUUUGUCACCGCCACGGCAGCGACGGGCUCGGUAUGAUAUCCCUUCCCCGGGACCUGAACGGAAGCAUACACGUUCUGGUAAUGAAGCUCCUGAUUUGUCGCCGCUGAAACAGCAGCGACGGGCUCGGUAUGAUACCCCUUCCCCGGAACCUGAAAGGAAGCGUACAUAUCAUGGCAAUGAAGCUUCUGAUUUGUCCCCACCACGGCGGCGACAGCAGCGUUAUCAAACACCAUCACCUGAGAAUGAACCAAAGGCAUCGAACUCCGUAAACCCAGACCAUGACUUGUCCCCACCUCGGCGCUCCCGUUCUCAAACACUGACGGAAUUUCAAAGGAAGAAUUCGGAGAGGACUGAUUCGCCCUAUCUUUCUCCCCCAAGGAGAAACAGGAAGGAUACUGGGAGGAAGAAUUUGGAGAGGAUUGGUUCAUCUGAUUUAUCUCCCCCUCUGCGUACUCAUCUUGGUUCACCAGAUAAGGGUGCACCCCGAGUUUCAUUGGUGGGAAAUCUUUCUCCUCCAAGGAGAAGCAAGAAGGGUUCUGAGAGGGCUGAAUUACCUGACCUCUCUCAAGGAGUUUAUUCCCAAACAAUUGAAGCUGAUGCUUCUGUAGACCUUUCACCCUCAAGGAAAAGCCGGAAAGAUUUAUCCCCUGUGAAAGCAGGGCGGAGGUCUGGUUUGGUUAGUCGCGAAGCAUUUAAAGAAGAGGUUGCCAAAGUGCAGGAGGACUUGGCGAGGUUCAAAGAGAUUGAUCCUUCCAUCAGUGGAAAAGGUGCAGAACCCGUGUAUCGUGAUAAAGUAAAAGGAGUACGCAUCUCGAAGGAUGAAUUCUUAAAAUCACAAAAAGGAGAAGAAAAACCCAAGGAAAAGAAGUUAGAAUGGGGCAAAGGCUUGGCUCAGAAGAGGGAAGCUGAAGCUAGGCAACAGGAGUUAGAACUUGAGAAGGACAGACCAUUUGCACGUACCAGAGAUGAUCCAGAACUUGACAAAAUGCUGAAGGACAGGGUACGAUGGGGUGAUCCAAUGGCACACUUGGUCAAGAGGAAGCAUCAUGAACCGGUAUUAGAUGACCUGGGUGAUAAUGAGAAGAUGAAAGAAUCAGGUUUUAUGAUUCCUCAGGACAUUCCCAGCCACAGCUGGAUAAAAAGAGGAAUAGAUGCCACCCCGAACCGUUAUGGUAUAAAACCUGGGCGACAUUGGGAUGGAGUUGAUCGCAGCAAUGGAUAUGAAAAGGAGCACUUCAAAAGGAUGAAUGAGAAACGUGCAACAGAAAGAGAAGCCUAUCUGUGGUCUGUUUCCGAUAUGUAAUUGAAGGGAACAUGCAAAUAAUUUCCAAUUAUUGUGCCCGUACUGGGGAUACCGAGGGCUAAAUCUCACAAGAAAGUGCCGCAUACUGGAUGGUUGUUAUUGAUAACCACCAACACUCUUCUACCAUGAAUCCCUUUUCCACCCAAUUUUCAGGCGUUUCAGUUCGAGGAUAAUGUGUACAAUAUGUUUGAAAUUCUUGCAGGCUGAUAGAAGAAGCUGAGAAUCCAGCUUGGGGUGAGUGGACACAUUUUUGGAUAAAGUAUACUCUUAAAAACAGAGUGCAGAUCCAAUUGAGGUGGAGAGAAGAAUGUAUCAUGUAUGUUGUUAUUAUUGGUAAAAUUGACAUAGAUUUAUUGGAAGAAAUUAGAGAAAAAUGAGGGAUUGACUUGUUUGGAA
Molecule: messenger RNA, 2774 nt
Organism: Nelumbo nucifera (sacred lotus)
Lineage: Eukaryota; Viridiplantae; Streptophyta; Magnoliopsida; Proteales; Nelumbonaceae
Product: pre-mRNA-splicing factor of RES complex protein
Biological process (GO): mRNA splicing, via spliceosome
Cellular component (GO): RES complex; U2-type spliceosomal complex
Molecular function (GO): RNA binding
Source: RefSeq, a predicted model, not a curated record